Molecule: messenger RNA, 1667 nt
Organism: Anastrepha ludens (Mexican fruit fly)
Lineage: Eukaryota; Metazoa; Arthropoda; Insecta; Diptera; Tephritidae
Product: peptidyl-prolyl cis-trans isomerase FKBP8
Exons: 9
Coding region: 143-1384 (413 amino acids)
Molecular function (GO): peptidyl-prolyl cis-trans isomerase activity; protein binding
Source: RefSeq, a predicted model, not a curated record
UUUGAUAUUUUGAAAUAGUUUAUUAUUAAUUUUGUAUUACUCAUACAAUCUUGUGGGAUCUUUCUCUGCGAAAUCAGAGAAUUGGCACUUUUUUCGAAUAUUCUACCUAUCCUUUUUAGCAUAAUCGGUAGCGGGUUAAUUUAUGAGUACUAUGGAUACCGAAAAAUCAAGCAAUAGUUCGUUUGAGGACCUUACUAAUCUAAAUGAAGGUGAAACGAAGUCAACAUAUGCAGAUACGGAUAAAGACUCUGAUAAUAACGGAAAAGAAGAAAAAAGUAAUGUCGCUGCCGGGUCUAAAAUCGAAAGAGAAUUGCAGGAAAAUACCGAAACUAAAGAGGAUGAAAGUGCUGUUUCCGACGAAGAAUCCUGUGAUGUAUUAGGAAAUGGUCAAUUGGUUAAACGUAUUAUAAAACAGAGCCAAACUAAUAGGCGUCCAAUAAGAGGUGAUUUGGUUACAAUCACAUUCACCGGAAAAUUAGCGAAUGGAACCGUGUGUGAACAAAGGGAAAAUUUUCAAUUACAUGUUGGCGAUUUUGAGGUUGUGCAAGGACUGGACAUGGCGAUUCCGUUAAUGAACGUUGGAGAGGUUGCAGAAAUAUCGAUCGAUGCUAGAUUCGCUUAUGGGAACCUAGGUUUUAAAAACGAAACAAAUGAAAGUGCAAGCAUACCACCCGACUCAAAACUAAUAUAUGAAGUGCAUUUAUUAGAUUCUAAAAGUGAAGACUUCUCUGACUUAAAAUCUUUGGAAAUACGCAGAAAAUAUGGAACAAGUAAAAAGGAACGCGCAAAUUUCUGGUACAAUCGUAAUGAAUUCAAUACUGCAAUUCAGUUGUAUAGGCGCGCACUAGAUUACUUGGAUGAUCGCGAUGGCGACCCAGAUGCCGCUUUGGACAAAGAAGAUUUAGAACUUUCCAAUAGCGAUUUGCAAACUUUACUGGAGGAUCGAUUGAUUGUGUACAAUAACUUGGCAAUGGCUCAAAUAAAAAUAUCUGCUUUUGAUGCCGCUUUGAAAUCGGUAGAGAAUGUUCUACGUUGUCAGCCAAAUAACUCCAAAGCUUUGUAUCGGAAAGGUCGAAUUCUUGAGGGGAAAGGAGAUACAAAAGGUGCUAUUAGUUUAUUGCAAAAAGCCGCUACCCUGGAACCGGAUAGCAAAGCUAUUCAACAGGACUUAGCAAAGUUAAUAAUUAAAGCACGAAGGGAAGAACACAAUGAAAAGGAAAUGUAUCAAAAAAUGCUCGGCCAGGCGAAAAAGCUUGAGCAGAAGUGCAAACAGCCACGAAAACAACAAAGCAUGGAGAGUUCGAAGCUGAAACUCAUAGGAUAUUUGAUGGGCUCUAUUUUAAUUGGUGUUGCUGGCGUUGCUAUAUACAGAUACAAAUACUAAAUAGUUAUUGAGGAAUGGGAAGAGCCAAUCGUUUCCGGGAAACAGUUUACCACUUUUUUUUUAUUUUUCAUUAUUAAAAAUCAAAGAAACGAUGAGCAUUUAAAAAAAAAAACAAAAAAAUAAUCGGAUCUAAUUUCGGUUUCAUUACUUUAUUUUUUAUUAAAAUUUUUUUUAGUAUUGUAUAGUGUGGGAUUUAAGUGUUUUCGUUUGCUAUUUAUGUUGGUAAAUAUAUUUGGAUAUAAGGGACUUAUGAAACCAUAAUAAACAUCAUUCCACAAGGUAA